UUAUGCCAAACCUCGCUCGGUGUUUUCAUUCUUCUCUGCACCCAGCCGACGGGAAGAAGAAAAGCUUCCUCAUUCACUAGACGUCUCUUUUGCACACGGCGUCUUUUACCUCUCCCGGGCUUCAAUAAUUCUUCGUCCGACUUUGGGACGAUGGGAAUGGAGGUACAAAAUGAGAUGGAGAGUUUUAAUGUUAGCGAGUCUGAAGUAGUCCACCAUGUAAGGGAAGCUCUUACAGCUGUGCCCUCGGGUUGUAGCGACAAUUAUAACCUACUUGUUGCUAUUAUGCACCAGCCUAACCAUAGGGCUCUGCUUGAGACAAGUUUGAAGGCACUAUCUAGAGCAGUUUCUUCGUUGGACAUUGUUCACCAUGAGUCCCUUCUCACUUCUAUUUUUCAAAUCAACAUCUGGAACUUUGAACCUGGUGAGAUGGAUGCCAUGAUAGCCCUGAUUAUAUCCUUGGCUUCUUCAGAUGGAAAAUAUGUUGAUUCGUGUUUAACCAUGCUUGUCAACAAUUUCACACCCCCAUCCAGUACUUUAUUGUUGCAGCCGUGGGGUAUUGAAAUAAAGAAACAAGUUAUUUCUCGGGUGCAUGAAGCCUUUGAAAAUAUUACUAAGGUGGUACCCCUGGCCCCGUUGAGAUUAUUGCCCAUAGUUUUACAGAGAAUGCCAACAGUCCGUAAUAAGGAUGAUCGUUUGAAGAUGAUUGUAAUAUAUGUGGAAAACAUGCUAAAGUUGGAGAGUGGUGAAUUGGGGGAACUUGUAAGAAAUUCAAUGCUAACAGCACUGGUGGAUAGGCUGAUAGAUUUGGAUGUGGAGAUUGGAUGGGAUGAUGAUUUGCAUGAUGAAUCUGGUAAAGACAUAUUUGAAAUGGACUUGGAAGGUGUGGAACAAGACGGCGAUGAGCUUCCAGAAGGAUCCUUAAGUAAGAAGAGUUCACGUGAAAAGCUAAUUGCUGAAUUAUUAGAUAGCUUGAUGGAGCUAACUUUUGAGCAUCUUGAAUCCUGUAAAGGUGAUGGUCGUUGGAUUAAGGUAUUUGAUAUUCUUCUCCAGUCAUUCCAGAUAACUGUUCUGAAUGCAUACAAGUCGAAAUUUGCUCAGUUUGUGAUGUUUUAUGCAUGUGCACUAGAUCCUGAAAAUUGCGGGGUGAGAUUUAGCACAAUGUUGGCAGAUAUAUUUGCUAGUGGUGUCCACUCUCAAAUUACCAGGAUGAGUGCUGUGUCUUAUCUUGCUAGUUUCUUGUCUCGUGCAAAGUUUUUGUCAGCUUCUAUCGUCAUUAGCUUGUUAAAAAGGUUGGUGGAUUGGUGUUUGGAGUAUUGCAAUAUCCAUGGUGGCGACAUUAACCCAAAAGCACAUAGAGUAUUUUAUUCAGGAUGCCAGGCCAUUAUAUAUGUGCUCUGCUUUCGAAUGAGAUCAAUAAUGGAUGUUCCUCGGCUCAAAUCUCAGCUUCUUCUCAUGCCACUAGAGACAAUUCUGAAGCAUGAAUUGAACCCACUCAAGGUAUGCCUUCCGUCAGUAGUGUCAGAGUUUCUCAAACAGUCUAAAGCAGCUCAUCUGUUCACUGUCUCUAAAACCUUCGUCUUUAAUGAUCUUCUGGAGUCAGAACUCUCUAGGGCAUUUGGUGGCCUGGAAAGGCUGGACAUGUUCUUUCCAUUUGACCCAUGUUUGCUGAAGAAAUGUGACAGUUAUAUCCGUCCAAAUUUUGUGUACUGGACAAUGGUUAGAACCACGUAUCAUGAUGACGAAGUGGACAGUAGUGAAGAAGAUGUUGAUGAAGAUUUUGUGGAUGCAAAUGGGGACGAUGGGAUGGGAAGGAGCGAAGACGAGGAGGAUCCUGGUGAUGAUGAAUUUGACUAUAGUGCAUUGAACAAAAUGUCCAUAACACCUAAGAACUGUGUUGGUUUGAUGGUCAAAUAGGGUUUUGUGCUGAUAGUUUAGGGUCAAAAAGUGACCUAUUAUUUUUGCAGAAGCACAUGGUAUGGCAAUUGAAAUGAGGGGGUUUGUGCUUAUAGUUUUGAUGGUAUUUGUAUCCUAAGUUAAUUAUUCAUCUUUGUUGUAAAAAUUAAUUGAAAAGUUGAUAUAUUUUUUCACUGA
Molecule: messenger RNA, 2091 nt
Organism: Pistacia vera
Lineage: Eukaryota; Viridiplantae; Streptophyta; Magnoliopsida; Sapindales; Anacardiaceae
Product: RNA polymerase I-specific transcription initiation factor RRN3
Exons: 16
Coding region: 151-1914 (587 amino acids)
Biological process (GO): transcription initiation at RNA polymerase I promoter
Cellular component (GO): nucleus
Molecular function (GO): RNA polymerase I general transcription initiation factor activity; RNA polymerase I core binding
Source: RefSeq, a predicted model, not a curated record